CAACAUGGCUACUGCAUGUGUUGGAGCAAAAAUCACCCAAAUUUCUGUGCGCCUGCUAUUGCCGCCUUUAUCGUCAGGAGCUAGGAUUUUAACAUCAACCAGACUGUUGCAUACAGGAUGUGGAGGACUCAACUUCCACGCUACGCCUGCAUUGCUCGCAGAGCCUCCAAAGAAGAAGAAGAAACAACGAGACAUGGCCAAAUUGGACGAAGCCAGGGAAAAGAAGAGACAAAAAAGAGUUGAUAAGAUGCUAGAUAAGAUGGGGCCACCGGAAUUAAAAACUGUUGAAGAAUUUAAAGUGGAUAAAAAGCUUCUAGAAAAAUCCAGGGAAAGAAUUCUUCCAGAAAUAACAUUCGAGGAAAGUGAAACAAGAGCGCUUUUACAGAAAGAAUGGUCUAAAUAUAAAUUUGCUCAACACCUCCGUGAGACUAAAAUAAUGGAAAGAUUCAGAAAAUCUCAGGAAAAAGCUCUUCAAGAACUUAAGAAAGAAAGCGUAGAACUUUAUGAAAAAGCCAUGCUUGUAGAUUCCCAGUUGUUAACAUUUGAAGUGAAAGGACCUGUGAACACGCCGUAUAUUAAAGGAUAUGAUAGUCCAAUAGGAGAAUAUAUUGACAUUUCUAAAGAUGUGAAGUAAUAAUUAUGCGCAAUUUAUAGUGUACUCAGUACACUGGAAUCAACAAACUCGUGUUCAUAAAUAUCCUUUUGAAAUCAAAACAAUUUGUAGAUUGGCUUGGCCAGUACCAUUGCAACAUUUUGUCAGGUACUAGUACUCCACACAACAGCCGUCAUAGCACAACUAGAAUGUAACUACCAUGUGAGUUUAUAAAUAACUCGUAAUGUACGUGGGUAAUUGGACUUGUUGAUUCCAGUACGUCUUGCUUGAAAUAACAAUUUUGGUUCGUAACAACUGACAAACACAAGUCCACAGAGUGUUCAAUUACGGAAAAGUUCAGUCAUGAGCAGUUGCCAUUGUUACCCCAUGAUGUACAGUUUCAUCCAAAUUAGAUAUGAAAUGAACACUAUUGAAAUGACAAGAUGUGAUAACAUUUGUAUAACCAAGUUCCACCAUUUGUUCUGCAAAUUAUAGCAUUGUUCAAUGUGCAUUCAGUCACCAUGAAAUGGUUUGAUGGUGAAGACAGUAAAUGAGUGAGGUUACAUAUAACAUAACUUUGCUGGGACACAAGACAAAAAACAAACUGAAAAGAAUCCUGACUAUUUCUAGAAAUAUGCAUGUAUUGUAAUUUCUCCAGAUCAUUCUAUUCUAUACCCCUUGUCUACUUAUCAGUCUUUGGUUCUGUGCAUAUAACAAAACUUGUUUAUCAGAAGACAUUAUUAUACAUCAUGUACCUGUCAGAACUGUCACAAAGUUGGUUCAUCUUCCAAAUGUACAACUUUGUAUACCGUGUGAAAUGUAAUAACCAGAGUACCAUAUUUGUUCUAUUAGUAGUGUAUGCACUUGUGUAAAUGACAGCGAGUGUCUAUGGCUGAAAGAAGUAAAUAUUUGAAUGAUCCAGUAUACAAUUGAUAUAUUGGAGAUGUGCUUCUUAUAGAGCAAAUACGGUAUCAGUAUAUUGAAAUGUCAUUAUAGGAUACUCUAUAUGUUAAACAUCUCAAUAGGCAUACUACGGCAGUUGAUUUUCAUACUGUAGGAUACUUUAUUUUGGCUUGGAAUUUAUUUUCGCUAAAGGGAUGAUUUCGUGAAAAUAAAAUCCAGCGAAUACACUUUUUUUCCUAUAUUUCAUAUUAAACUCAACAAAAAUCAGUGAAAAUAAAUUCCAUACAAAACACCCAAAAAGCCCUUUCAGCGAAAAUUAAUUCCAGCGAAAAUAAAGUGUUCCACAGUAUCCAACUUGUGCAUCUUUGAUUAUUGAUAGAAUGAGAUCAUAAUUGAAGUAGACUUUAUUCCUUUAUACUGUUAAUGCUUGGUUUUGUAACAAGGUUUUAUUUUUGCUGUUAUGUGAAAUCCACUAUUAAAUUCAUGUGAACUUGUUUCACCAUCAAA
Molecule: messenger RNA, 2002 nt
Organism: Saccoglossus kowalevskii
Lineage: Eukaryota; Metazoa; Hemichordata; Enteropneusta; Harrimaniidae
Product: large ribosomal subunit protein mL40-like
Cellular component (GO): mitochondrial ribosome; mitochondrial large ribosomal subunit
Source: RefSeq, a predicted model, not a curated record